AAAAUGAAAACAAAAUAUUGGGAGAGAGAAGAAUAAAUAAAGCGUUGGGUGAACGCUUCAAAGAAAUGGCCUUAAACCGAUGCGUCGUUCUUAGUCACUCACUUUUUCACUAUCGUCGUCCUCCUCCUCCUCCAUUUUUCUCAUCUGCUCUGCGUUCGACCUCCUCAUCAAUGGAAGCUCCUCCCGAAGGUUACCGCAAAAACGUUGGCAUUUGCCUCAUCAAUCCGUCUAAAAAGAUUUUUGCUGCCUCAAGGUUGGAUAUACCAGAUGCCUGGCAAAUGCCUCAGGGCGGCGUGGACGAGGGUGAAGAUCCAAGAAGUGCAGCCAUUAGAGAACUUAGAGAAGAAACAGGAGUCAAAUCCGCAGACAUUAUUGCUGAAGUACCUUAUUGGGUGACUUAUGAUUUCCCACCACAUGUUCGGGAAAAACUUAGGCAGCAGUGGGGUUCUGACUGGAAGGGUCAAGCGCAGAAGUGGUUUCUGCUGAAGCUGACCGGAAGUGAUGAAGAGAUCAAUCUUCUAGGUGAUGGGACCGAAAAACCCGAGUUUGGCGAAUGGUCAUGGAUGUCACCUGAAGAUGUAGUAGAAAGUGCUGUAGAUUUCAAGAAACCUGUAUACAAGGACGUGCUAACGGUAUUCAAACCCCAUCUCGAGUAAUAUUGUUCUGUUUCACAAACAUAUAUUCUUGUCUCUUUCAAUAAUGUUGAUCUUUUCUCCAAUGAACUAAGUUAAUAUUUAUAUACAAGGAAGCCACCAUCUUGCGACGAUAUAUCAAACCCAUAUUCUCUUUGGAACGAGAAUAUUGGAACUAAGUUUCAUGCUUCAUUUUAGAGCAAAAAGCUCUCUCAUGUUAGAGAAUGAAUGAUACUUUCUUGAAUGGUAACAAGACUUUAGCUAUAGCUAGGAUGCAAUCGAGCAUGAUUCAAGCAGUUUGCUUUUUCUUUUCGGAAUUUAAGAACUCCUUGACUUUGAUACCAA
Cucumis sativus (cucumber) is the source of this 977-nucleotide messenger RNA. RefSeq names its product nudix hydrolase 26, chloroplastic. Gene Ontology annotation, molecular function: bis(5'-adenosyl)-pentaphosphatase activity; guanosine-3',5'-bis(diphosphate) 3'-diphosphatase activity. The transcript has 6 exons. The record is from RefSeq and is a predicted model, not a curated record. Gene Ontology annotation, cellular component: chloroplast. Bases 66 to 656 code for a protein of 196 amino acids. Lineage: Eukaryota; Viridiplantae; Streptophyta; Magnoliopsida; Cucurbitales; Cucurbitaceae. Gene Ontology annotation, biological process: nucleoside phosphate metabolic process; ribose phosphate metabolic process.